This is a messenger RNA of Cinara cedri, 328 nucleotides long. NCBI's taxonomy places the organism in Eukaryota, Metazoa, Arthropoda, Insecta, Hemiptera, Aphididae. The record is from the annotation of a GenBank genome assembly.
AUGAAAGAUAGAAUAGUUGGAGAUUUUUCAUUAAAAUUUACAGUACCUAAUCCCAAAGAUGAGAUAAUACAAAUCAAUCAAGAAUGUAAUUUUAUUACUGGUCAAAAUGGAUAUAUAACACCAUAUAAAUUACAUCUUGGAUUAUACUCAUUGAAAGAACUUGACAAAAAGUAUUAUAUUUAUCCUGAACAUGGUUUAUAUAAUACAUUUACAACAGUAAUGCUUGAAAAAGGAUUAUUAAAAAUAUCAUCCCCCGUUAAUAUAUUUCUUGAUUCGUAUUUAUCUGAUUGUUCAGGUUUUGAAUAUAACGAUAUUGAAUCACUUAAAG